CUGUCUCAAACCACGCGGAUACGUCAUGGCGCUUCCCGGACUGUCGUAAAUGUUUUGAAUUUAGAGUCUUCCAGACUCUGAUCACUUUAAAGAAAGAUAGGAAUAAGAAGAAUACAUGGUCAGUGGUUGAUCUCCCGCCUGUUGUCUCGCUGGCAGCAGCGGUCGGUGUGUUUCCGUGUGUGUUUGUGUGUGGUGUGUGUGUGUGUGUGUGUGUGUGUGUGUGUGAGGGACCCGGAGCAUCAUGUUCGUGCUGGUGGAGAUGGUGGACACUGUCCGGAUCUGUCCCUGGGACUUCCACCGGCAGCUGAACGACGCUAUAGCCGAGGAGCUCAACAAGAAGCUGGCCAACAAGGUGGUCUACAACGUGGGUCUCUGCAUCUGCCUGUACGACAUCACUAAACUGGAGGACUCCUACAUAUUUCCAGGGGACGGCGCGUCACACACCAAAGUUCAUUUCAGGUAUGUCGUUUUUCACCCCUUCCUCGAUGAGAUCCUCAUCGGCAAGAUCAAGUACUGCAGUCAGGAGGGAGUCCACGUGACGAUGGGUUUCUUCGAUGACAUCCUGAUACCUCCAGAGUCUCUCCAGCAGCCUGCCAAGUUCGACGAGGCCGAGCAGGUCUGGCUCUGGGAGUACGAGACGGACGAGGGCGCUCACGACCUCUACAUGGACCAGGGGGAGGAGAUCCGCUUCCGGGUGGCAGACGAAGUCUUCGUGGACACGUCCCCGACGGGCCCGGCCACCCCCGCCGCCGACGCCGCGACCGCGGCCGCCGCGCCGGGACAGUCGACGACAGCGCCGCCGGCGGAGGACGCCGCGGAGAAGAAGGAAGCGCCGUACACUCUGAUUGGGACCAUCUGCGAUCCGGGGCUGGGGCUGCUGUCAUGGUGGAACAGUUAGCGCCGCAUCAAAAGAACACAACAGAACGUUUGUAGGCGAUGAACAGAUACGACUGAUCACUGCCGAUCAGAAGCUGCAGCAGGAGGAACGCCGCUGAUGUUUGUGGCCUGGAUGUGGAGCUGCGUCGGAGUACCAGUGAUGGAUGGAAAAGUCACUCUGGGACACACAAGCAGACUUUUUUUUUUAAAAACAUAGUUUAUUAUAUUAUUAUUAUUAUGUGAGUGAUAAAAGAAGAACUCAUUAGCAUUCAGAACAUUUGGAAAGAUGUUUUCUCUUGUAGUUCAAAGAAAAAAGUGAAUUACUGCUGUAAUUAUUCAGUAGAUGAGUAAUCUAAUACAUGUUCAAUCCUGGCUGCUCUCUUCA
Molecule: messenger RNA, 1261 nt
Organism: Salarias fasciatus (jewelled blenny)
Lineage: Eukaryota; Metazoa; Chordata; Actinopteri; Blenniiformes; Blenniidae
Gene: polr3h
Product: polymerase (RNA) III (DNA directed) polypeptide H
Exons: 6
Coding region: 242-898 (218 amino acids)
Biological process (GO): transcription initiation at RNA polymerase III promoter; DNA-templated transcription
Cellular component (GO): RNA polymerase III complex
Molecular function (GO): DNA-directed RNA polymerase activity; DNA binding
Source: RefSeq, a predicted model, not a curated record